GCCAGCAUGCGUCUGUUCGUGUCCUUUACUAUCUGUUUGUUCAUGCAGUUGUGUAUCUGUGGGAUUUCAGACAGCAGGGAUUAACAACACACAGAAACACAAAUAUAGUUUUGGAUUGUUGUAGUUUGUGUCUUUUGCGGGUUGGUCAUGGUCAUCAGUGUUACCCACAAUGCCUGUGUUUUACUCGUCUGUUCCAGAGAACCUCCAGCUGGGCCUGGCCUACGUGGGCAGCUCAGUGUUCACCAACAACAGGACGGCGGACAGCGACUUCACCAGGGAGCAGGAGGAAGCAUAUGUGGUCAACGAGCUGGUGUCUCACCUUCCCCUUCAGAUGCUGCUCUACUUUAACAUGUUCUACUUCCCAUGUUGGUGGUUCUCUGCCGUGUUCAUGCUGGAAGUAAAGUUUUCUUGCCUCGCAGGGUACUACCAGGCUUUACUCAUAACUGGGAUAAUCCUCCUCACAGUCAUUGAAGUGGUCCGAACCUACCUGGGCUACGUCGGCAACCUAAAAGAAAGGGUGCCAGAGCUGGCGGCCUUCUGGAUCCUGUCUUUCAUGUUCCAGCUGCCAGUGCUGCUGUUCUUCCUGACUGAUGAAGGAAUUAUCAUCCUGCCGCUGGAGAGAGCCGUCCAUUCGCUCUACCUCCUCUUUCUGCUCGCCCAGAUCCUGGCUUCCUUCCUGGCGCUCAGGACCAUGACCCGGAAGCUUACCCUCCUCUUCCAUCUGCGCCAGUUUGGCAAAGUGCAGUGCCUCCACCACCACCCAGGGAUAAAUCCUGUCUAUGGACUUCCCUACCACCGGAGUGUGUUGCCCAUGUCGCCCUCCCCAUGAUGGGCACCAUUAACCCAUACAGACCCAGGGCGACUUUUGUGGCAGUUCACUAAUGAGUUUUUCUUUAUAUUUAGGCCCAAUCCC
Molecule: messenger RNA, 913 nt
Organism: Sphaeramia orbicularis (orbiculate cardinalfish)
Lineage: Eukaryota; Metazoa; Chordata; Actinopteri; Kurtiformes; Apogonidae
Product: transmembrane protein 17A
Exons: 4
Coding region: 170-829 (219 amino acids)
Biological process (GO): non-motile cilium assembly
Cellular component (GO): ciliary transition zone
Source: RefSeq, a predicted model, not a curated record